Molecule: messenger RNA, 1034 nt
Organism: Exaiptasia diaphana
Lineage: Eukaryota; Metazoa; Cnidaria; Anthozoa; Actiniaria; Aiptasiidae
Product: zinc finger protein 830
Exons: 12
Coding region: 1-975 (324 amino acids)
Biological process (GO): mitotic DNA replication checkpoint signaling; mitotic DNA damage checkpoint signaling; nuclear DNA replication
Cellular component (GO): nucleus; spliceosomal complex
Molecular function (GO): nucleic acid binding; zinc ion binding
Source: RefSeq, a predicted model, not a curated record
AUGGCGGCCAAGAAAGUGGAUUUUCGUCGUCUAAAAGAAGAACGAGAAAACUUAAAAAAGAAGGCGAAGAUAGACUCUCCAUUGGCUAAAUAUAACAGUUUAGGCCAGCUAUUUUGUGUUUUGUGCAAUGCCACUGUCAAAAAUGAAUUGUUAUGGAAUGCUCAUGUCCAAGGAAAGAAACACAAAGAGAGUUUAUUAAACUUAAAGAACAAAAAGAAUGGAACUCCAUCUUCAAACUCCAAAACUGAGAAUUCACAGAAAAGUUGUACUUUUGCAAAACCUGCAGAAGUCAAAAUGGACAUCAAGCGAAAAAAUGAAGAGGAUGUCAGAAUCAGUGAAAGUCCACACAAAAAGCACAAAGUUUCAGUUUCUACAAACAAGCAGUCUUCAAGCAUACCAUCAGAUUUCUUUGAUAAACCUUCAAGUCAACGUACUACCUCAUUAGUAGAUCAAACAUCAGAUGAUGAUGAUGAUGAUAGUGAUGAUGAUGAUCAACAACAAUCUACAGCAUCAUCUGUUAUACAAAAUAAAACGUCAACUUCUGGGUUACCUUCGGAUUUCUUUGAUAAUAAAGAGAAGAACACCACAAAUAAAGCAAGGAAACCAUCAGAGGAAYUGCCAGAGGGUUUUUUUGAUGAUCCUAAAUUGGACGCAAAGGCGAGACAUAUAGAAUAUAAAGAUCCUGUCGAGCUAGAGUGGGAAAAAUUUCAGAAAGAAAUUCAAAUGGAAAAUCAAGUAUCUGAGGCUUUAGUGGAAGAAGACGAUGAAGUCGCACGGAUUGAUAGACAACUGCAUGAAUUAAAUGAACAAAGUCAAUAUUUUCUACGCGCACAUGAUUUACGAGACAAGCAAACUGUCAUCAAGGAAAAAGUCGAAGCGAAAGCCACAGAAGCUCGAAGGGAAGACAAUGGCGCAAGUAGCGACAGUGAUGACUUCGAGGACUUCUUUGACUGGAGGGCUAAGAAAGCAUUGUAGAUGCGUGUAAAAUAUUUUGUAAAUAGCAUAUAAUGUAUGAAUAAAAUGAAUCAAGCUUA